AGGGGCCCCAACCCAUCCCCACCCCCAUUGAUCACGGGUUCUGUGGUGUGCACAGCAAUUGCGUUGCUUGCACUGUAAUUGAACAGCCCCUGUCUCGUGGUCAGUUCCUCAGAGACCUUCUAGUCCCUUUCAGUUUUGGUGGUUGCUUCUCCUUUUCUCUCUUUUCCCCCUUUUUCCUUCCUUUCCUUUGUUUUUGUCUUCCUCCCUUCCCUCCCCAGUGAGAAGAAGGACACAACGAUGGCUGAUGACCAAGACCUUUCAGAAGUGGAGAUGAGCCCAGUGGGUUCUGAAGACCACCACUGCCUCUCCCCAGGACCCUCCAUGGCAUCAGACAACUCCCCACACCUCACUGGCUCUGGGAACGGGGAGAUGGGGAAGGUGAAGAAGGAACAGCAAGAUUCGGAGGCAGAUGAUGACAAGUUCCCGGUGUGCAUCCGCGAGGCAGUCAGCCAGGUGCUGAGCGGCUAUGACUGGACCCUGGUUCCCAUGCCCGUCCGGGUCAAUGGAAGUAACAAGAGCAAACCCCAUGUCAAGAGGCCCAUGAAUGCCUUCAUGGUCUGGGCACAGGCUGCCCGGAGGAAACUGGCUGACCAGUACCCCCACCUGCACAAUGCUGAGCUCAGUAAGACGUUGGGGAAGCUCUGGAGGUUAUUGAACGAAAGCGACAAGCGGCCCUUUAUCGAAGAGGCGGAGCGGCUGAGGAUGCAGCACAAGAAGGAUCAUCCUGAUUACAAGUACCAGCCCCGCCGGCGGAAAAAUGGCAAGGCCACACAGGGCGAGGGUGAAGGCCAGGUAGAGGGGGAGGCUGGUGGGGCUGCUGCCAUCCAGGCCCACUACAAGAAUGCCCACCUGGAUCACAGGCAUCCCGGCGAAGGGUCGCCCAUGUCUGAUGGUCAUCCAGAACAUUCUUCAGGUCAGAGCCAUGGGCCCCCCACACCUCCUACCACCCCUAAGACCGAGAUGCAGGCAGGCAAGGCCGAUUCCAAACGAGAAGGGCGUUCCCUGGGGGAAGGGGGAAAGCCACACAUUGACUUUGGCAAUGUGGACAUCGGGGAGAUCAGCCAUGAGGUGAUGUCCAACAUGGAGACCUUUGAUGUCAAUGAAUUCGACCAAUACCUGCCACCCAAUGGACACGCCAGCCACCCAGGCCACGUUGGAGGCUAUGCAGCAGCAGCCGCUGCUGGCUACGGCCUCGGGAGCGCCCUGGCUGCGGCCAGCGGACACUCUGCCUGGAUCUCCAAGCAGCAUGGAGUCUCCUUGUCCACUGCCACCUCAACGGUGGUGGACUCAAAGGCCCAGGUGAAAACGGAGGGGUCUGCCCCUGGAGGCCAUUACACUGACCAGCCCUCCACCUCCCAGAUUGCUUACACAUCCCUGAGUCUGCCCCACUACGGCUCGGCCUUCCCCUCCAUCUCCAGGCCACAGUUUGACUACCCGGACCACCAGCCUUCGGGACCCUACUACAGCCAUUCCACCCAAGCCUCUGGCCUCUACUCUGCCUUCUCCUAUAUGGGACCUUCCCAACGUCCCCUUUACACUGCCAUCUCUGACCCUGCACCCUCCGUGCCACAGUCCCAUAGCCCCACACAUUGGGAACAGCCCGUGUACACAACUCUCUCCAGACCAUAG
Cinclus cinclus is the source of this 1629-nucleotide messenger RNA. RefSeq names its product SRY-box transcription factor 10 (gene SOX10). Gene Ontology annotation, biological process: morphogenesis of an epithelium; negative regulation of transcription by RNA polymerase II; enteric nervous system development. The record is from RefSeq and is a predicted model, not a curated record. The coding region runs from base 238 to 1629 and encodes 463 amino acids. The transcript is spliced from 4 exons. Gene Ontology annotation, cellular component: nucleus. Lineage: Eukaryota; Metazoa; Chordata; Aves; Passeriformes; Cinclidae. Gene Ontology annotation, molecular function: DNA-binding transcription factor activity, RNA polymerase II-specific; RNA polymerase II cis-regulatory region sequence-specific DNA binding.